This is a messenger RNA of Grus americana (Whooping crane), 3179 nucleotides long. It is a transcript of the gene VAMP1, whose product is annotated as vesicle associated membrane protein 1. The transcript is spliced from 4 exons. Gene Ontology annotation, cellular component: SNARE complex; plasma membrane. NCBI's taxonomy places the organism in Eukaryota, Metazoa, Chordata, Aves, Gruiformes, Gruidae. Gene Ontology annotation, molecular function: syntaxin binding; SNAP receptor activity. The coding region runs from base 131 to 505 and encodes 124 amino acids. Gene Ontology annotation, biological process: SNARE complex assembly; vesicle-mediated transport; vesicle fusion. The record is from RefSeq and is a predicted model, not a curated record.
GCCCUAGGGGCGGGGUCCCAUCUCCUAUAAGUUCGGGGCCCCGCCGGCUGCUGUGUCGGCGUGUAGCUGGGGGGUGCUGGCGCUGAGCUGUCUGUUGCAGCGUGCUCAGGGGUCCUGGUCCGGCUCGGCGAUGUCUGACCCAGCUCAGCAACCUGCUCCUGGGGCCCCCGAAGGGGGAGCCCCUGGUGGGGGGCCCCCUGGGCCACCCCCCAAUCUGAGCAGUAACCGCCGGCUGCAGCAGACGCAGGCACAAGUGGAGGAGGUGGUUGAUAUAAUGCGUGUAAAUGUAGACAAGGUGCUGGAACGAGACCAGAAACUGUCAGAGCUAGAUGACCGGGCAGAUGCACUUCAGGCCGGUGCCUCACAAUUUGAAAGUAGCGCAGCAAAACUCAAAAGGAAGUACUGGUGGAAGAACUGCAAGAUGAUGAUCAUGAUGGGAGUGAUUUGUGCCAUUGUGGUGGUGGUGAUUGUAAGUAAGUACCGAGAAGCCCAGGAUCAAAGGUGAAGAAGUAACAAUUCUAGAGUACUUGAAACUCUUCCUUUUUAGUUUGAGAUCUGGAGGGUCUUGAUUGCAUAAAUGUUAACUUCAGUCCUUGGGGAAGGGAGGUGGUGAUUGAACUCCCACGCUUACUGUGGAAAUGGUAUACUUUACACAGUAACAGAAGGAAUUGGGGGUGGCCAUCAUUGUAGAAAUGGGAAAUUCUGUCUGCCAGGUCAGGUAAACCUGUAAGUAUGAGGGGUGUUUACCCUGGAGUGGGUGGGUUGGCGAGCCCUUUCCCUGGUGGGGGAUUUGGAAGUCUCUGGGGGACCUUUGGUGUAACUUGCCCUUUUGUUCUUUCCUUUUUUUUUCCUAUUGCUUUGUCUCCAGUCUACUUUUUUACUUGAAUGUAGCUCCUUCAGUCUGCAGCCUACUGUCCCCUGUCCCCUUGCCUGUCUCUUCUUGCCCUUGAAUCUUCCCUUCCUUUCCCCUCCACCUAGCUUCUUCAUUGAUUUCCUUAUCGGUUUUAAUUUGUCUUCUGUAUAGGACUCUGAAGCGCUCUAUUGAACAUGGUUAGACUCUUCAACAGCUGCUGCAGCUUUAGGGAGGGUCAUCUGAGUGUAGAGGAAAGGGAAGUAUAGGAGGAGUGGGUAGCUAAUGCUCCUGCUCUUCUGCAGGGAAUUUUUGUGGUUUAUUUUUGGGUGUGAGCUUGUCAAAUAGUGCCUGUGUGGACUCUAGCAAAAUAAGAAUGCCUUAACGCAGUGCCUUUGGGGAUGAAGGACUUCAGCAUGUGAGAUUCUUUAGUAUUCUGCCUAAAAAGAGUGGCAGCAUGACUUAAGCUUUUCAUUGAGCUUCUGAAAUAAAGGCUAGUUUGUGUUGGUCAGUGACUGUGAGCCAUCUGACUGAGCUAGAUAUAGUCAUCUAGAUUUCUCUAGCCAUGGAGAGAUGAGCACUUAAAGAAAUGAUUUAUUCUGCCUGUCCUUAUUUUCAGAUGACUUGCUGUCUGAACAUGGCCAUUUCAGUUAUUAUAAAGGAGAGCCUACAUGAUUACCUCAGUCAAGUGCAACAGACUAAACACAGUUAAGUGAAAGGAGUUUUGUUACUAUCUAGAAGGCAUAUGUGGGAGUAAAAUCUCCUGCCAGAAGGAACAAAAGAAAAACAGUAAGGAGUCUGGUGGGGGGUGUCAAAUGUUCCUUUCAUCUAUGCAGACACAAGCCAGGACCCUGGGGCUUUCUGCUGUCUUGUAGCUUUCUGGAAGACUUUGGGGUAGUGGCAGAGUAGGAGUGGGAAUGGAUGUUUGGCUUUUGUGUUGCUGGGUUGAAUGUCAAAGGAAGUCCACUACAUAGCAGAUGGAGGUGAAGGAGACUGGAGGUAUUCCAGACGAGACUGAGUGAGCCACACAGCUUUCUGAUUAGGAAUACCUGUUCUGUUUCUGCUACCACAAAGUCCUAAUUUUCAGCAGGAGUUAGAAAAUACUUGGAAUGGUUAGCUAGGGAUUCAAAGGGAAAUGUUGCUCUGGGCAUCGGUAUUGCAAAGUGACAUCAGAUGUCCCAGUUUGGCAGCUUAGAUCUCUAGAGAUCUUCCCUAUCAAACUGAAAUCCUCCUACUUGCUAUGGGUUCUCUUAAAUUUACAUCCAAGAUGGUCUCUGCUGGAAGUAAACUUGCAGCAUGGAAUGCCAUGGCUUUCUGUAGGCAAUCCCCUUGUCCUCCUUCAGAAAUAACAGGAGCUGCCAGUUGCUUGAAUGUGUUGUCAAACCUGGGGUUAAAUGAGCUGCCCUGUUCCUCAGAUUCUGCAGUCUUCUGAGGAAUGUGCAUCUUGUCUUUUUUUACAAGCUGAGCUGUAGCCUGUAAUUUAGACUGGAAAGAGGGUACUCCUUUAAUUUAGGAAGCUCUACCUCAGUUCUAGAAUACCCUGGGAUCUGUCUAGGCUUAAGAUGAUGUGGGGAGGCAGGGGAGAACAUCAUGAGUUCCCAGAUGGGAGUGAAGAACAAAAGAUGGGAGGAGCAGAUGCUUUUUGUUUUAUUGGGUGUGCCAGGGAGGCUCCGUUCCUCCUCACAGGGCAUCUGGGAAGGGGCUAGGUUUUGCAUGCUCACUUCCAUGCCCCAGCAUUUCAUUUGCGCUGAGUUCAUCUCCCUGCAAUUCCAUCCCCCUUCACCUUGGGUGAGGGCAGAGAUGAAGAUCUGGAGUGAAGCAGCCCUCGUCCCCUGAGCACUUCCCUAAUUCCCUGUGGAACUGAGAUGUGAUGGACGGUCAGAAGUGCAUCUACUGAAGAGGAGCCAGGGCCUGCUUGUACUACUUACUGCUAUCAUUUUAGGGGGUGGGCAUACAAGCUUGAGGCCCCCAGACCAGCAAUUCUCUUGAAGUCUUCUAAAUAAGCCUUUGGUGCCCCAUUCCUCCUGUUCUUCUGGGGGCUGAGGUCCCCCUAGGCUGUCUCUUCCAUUUCUUUCUCUUAGAUGUUGUAUGUUGCCUCUUCUGCUCCCUUUCCCCUCCUUUGUGUCUCUAUGCAUGGGCAAAAAAAAAAAAUCACCAAGGCCCUCUUAAGUAAAAGCAAGGGACUCUGCUGUCCACAGCAUUACAGCCACUCACGCACGUGCAGUUUAUUUCCUUCCUCUAUAAACACAACUGUAAUCUCCUCUGGCAUGUUAUAGUAAUCAGCUCAUGUACUUUAAAUGGUCUCUAAGAAACACAAUUCACCACCUUA